AUGCUGAAGUUUAUCAAGAUGGACAUCACAGCGUGGUUGCAAUUAUUUAUAAUAAUAUUUGGAUUACUCGUAUCGUCCAGUUCAUGUUGCAAAACGGACACGUUUCAGGAUACUUUGGGUUAUAUAAAAUCACGCACAUCAUCAGAAGUUCAGGCAAAAGCAGCUAAAGAUGUCGCAGAAAGAUUGUUGGGUAAAGAGAUAUCUAAAUUGUUUAUUAUGAUGGUGGAUACCGACUUGGGGCCUAUUGGCAAAGAUACUUUUAAGAUAACAAAAAAUACUCUAGGCGAAAUCGAAAUUCGCGGCACUUCCGGAGUGGCAAUUACAUGGGGGUUGCAUUAUUACUUAAAGAACUAUUGCAAUGUUCAUAUAUCAUGGGACGGUGCACAAAUUGAGUUACCGAACACUCUGCCGGAAGUCCAAGUUAAAAUUAUAUCAAACGACAGAUUCAGAUAUUAUCAGAACGUAUGCACAGUGGGUUAUAGUUCGGCUUGGUGGCAGUGGCACCAAUGGGAAAAAAACAUCGAUUGGAUGGCCCUUAAUGGGAUUAAUCUUGCCCUAGCCUUUAGUGCACAAGAGGCGAUCUGGCAAAGGUUAUAUCAAGAAUUAAAUCUAACAAAAGAAGAGAUCGAUGAACAUUUGGGUGGACCUGCUUUCUUACCCUGGGCGAGGAUGGGCAAUAUUCGUGGCUUUGGUGGACCGUUAUCAACAAAUUGGCAUAAUUACACUAUACGUCUACAACACCAGAUUCUACAGAGAAUGAGAGAUCUCGGAAUCGUUCCGGUACUACCGGCAUUUGCUGGUCAUGUGCCGCGAGCUUUUGCCAGACUUUUUCCAAACGCUAAUAUGACGAAGAUCAAUCCGUGGAAUAAAUUCGAAGACAAAUAUUGCUGUCCUUAUUUGUUAGAACCAACGGAUCCAUUAUUUCGCACUAUUGGGGAAAAAUUCCUUCGAAUGUACAUCGAUGAGUUUGGUACCGAUCAUAUUUAUAAUUGCGAUACUUUUAACGAAAAUGAACCCAGCAGCAAUGAACUUACCUACUUGAGGAACGUCGGGAAUUCGAUUUUCUCGGCCAUGAACGCAGUCGAUUCGAAAGCAAUAUGGUUAAUGCAAGCUUGGCUGUUCGUGCACGACAACGUAUUUUGGACGAAGUCCAGAGUGAGAGCUUUUUUGACCUCCGUACCCACGGGACGAAUGUUGGUGUUAGAUCUACAGUCAGAACAAUUGCCACAAUACGGCCGUUUCAAAUCUUAUUAUGGUCAACCAUUUAUUUGGUGUAUGCUGCAUAACUUCGGUGGCACCUUGGGAAUGUUUGGCUCCGCGCAAAUUAUUAAUCAGCGCACGUUCGAAGGCAGAAACAUGAAUGGCAGUACUAUGGUGGGAACCGGUCUGACACCCGAAGGUAUCAAUCAAAACUAUAUAAUUUAUGAACUAAUGAAUGAAAUGGCGUAUCAUCACGUGCCUGUUGACCUUGACAAUUGGUUUGAAAGUUAUGCUACUCGAAGAUAUGGCGCAUGGAAUGAGUAUGCGGUAGCUGCUUGGCAAUACCUCGGCAGAACAGUUUAUAAUUUUGACGGCACGCAAAAGAUCAGGGGACAUUACGUUAUUACCAGACGACCGAGUUUAAAUAUUUUAUCACGGAUCUGGUAUGAUCGAAAAGAUUUCUAUGUUAUGUGGAACACGUUUCUAAAAGCGAGAUAUGGUAGAGGAAAUAAUACUCUCUACAGACAUGACGUAGUUGAUAUAACCAGACAAGCUCUCCAACUAAUAGCCGACGAUAUUUACAUGGAUGUAUUAGAUUGUUAUAAGAAAAAGAAUAUCACUGCUUUUCAAUCGUCCGCGAACGCUUUGUUAAAACUUUUCGACGAUCUUGAAUCUAUUCUGGCAUCAGGAAAUAAUUUUUUACUCGGCACCUGGCUAGCUCAGGCGAAAGAUAUCGCCGUCAACGAGGAGGAAAAACGAUCUUAUGAAUAUAAUGCAAGAAAUCAAAUUACCCUGUGGGGUCCAAAUGGUGAGAUCAGAGACUAUGCGAAUAAACAAUGGUCAGGAGUGGUGGCAGAUUACUUUAAGCCCAGAUGGGAGCUUUUCCUAAAAGCCCUCGAGAAAUCAUUGAUCCAAAGAACCAAGUUCAACAUCACCGAGAUUAAUAACAGAAUAUUUCAUGAAGUCGAACAGUCUUUCACUUUUUCCACAAAGCUUUAUCCAGUAGAAACAAAAGGUAUUUAUUUAUUGAUAACAAUUUUUCGUAAACAUUACAUCAAUAACCCUCGUUCAAUCAAGGUGAUACUAUUGACAUAG
Molecule: messenger RNA, 2295 nt
Organism: Cyphomyrmex costatus
Lineage: Eukaryota; Metazoa; Arthropoda; Insecta; Hymenoptera; Formicidae
Gene: Naglu
Product: N-acetyl-alpha-glucosaminidase
Exons: 14
Coding region: 1-2295 (764 amino acids)
Source: RefSeq, a predicted model, not a curated record